CAUACCUCAUGUGAUGUCUUCGUGUUUUCUCCACGCAAGCCGAACUGUUUCUCUCGUGCAUUGACAAGAUGCGUGCUCGUGCAGUAUCUUUGCUAUUUUUAAGCUUGAGCUUUCUCUCGCAUUUUCUGUGCGCUCAUACAAUGACUCCUCUGUUUCCAUCCGCAUCCAAAGGCAACAAACUCGCCAAAUCUGCGCCCGCCGAUGGCCAGAGAAGAUCAAAAUAUGGCAAGAGCAUCGCGUCAGCCUCACCGUUAUUUGGAAACGUGAAAUCACGGCGGACGAAUAAAGAUUCGGUUGAACCUCAUGACUACAUGAUCUCCAUCUAUAAAACUUUCUCCGCGGCUGAGAAACUGGGACUUAAUGCGAGUUUUUUCCGCUCGUCGAAAGCGGCCAACACUAUCACGAGUUUUGUGGACGAGGGUCAAGAUGACCUUUUGAACUCUCCUCUAUGGAGACAGAAAUACUUGUUUGAUGUAUCAACCCUUUCUGAAAACGUCGAACUUCUGGGUGCUGAACUGAGAAUAUACACGAAGAUCUCUGGAACUUUUCGAGCAUCUGAAACCGGACCAAUUGAGAUACAGCUUCUCUCCUGUCACUCAGAUGUCAUCCUUGAUUCCAAAACCCUGGAUCUAGAGGACGCGCAUAAACCGAAAUGGGAGGUUUUUGAUGUAUGGGAGAUUUUUAAGGAACGUCAUCACCACUCGGAGGGAAGCCGCUUUUGUUUAGAGCUCAAGGCAACACUGGACAGUCCAGAGAGAGAAAUAGACUUGCAAUAUCUCGGCUUUCGCAGACAAGGUCGUUCCCAGCUCAAGAAAGCCAUACUGGUUGUUUUCACAAGGUCUAAAAAGAGGCAAAGCCUUUUUUAUGAGAAGAGAGAGAAAAUUAAGCUGUGGGGUCUUGGAAACCAGGAAAAUGAGAAAGGACCUCAUUCAAAGUCCAGAAGGAGAAGGCGGACCACCUUGCCCAACCGGCACGGUAAGAGGCACGGUAAAAAGACCAAAUCUAGGUGCAGUAAGAAACCCCUGCAUGUGAACUUCAGGGAGCUGGGAUGGGACGACUGGGUCAUCGCGCCUUUAGAUUAUGAGGCGUACCACUGUGAGGGCAUGUGUGACUUUCCUCUCCGAUCGCACCUGGAGCCGACCAAUCAUGCCAUUAUUCAAACUCUGAUGAACUCGAUGAACCCCAGCAACAUGCCGCCCAGUUGCUGUGUCCCUUCAAAACUCAGUCCCAUCAGCAUCCUGUACAUAGAUGCUGGAAAUAACGUUGUUUAUAAGCAGUAUGAAGACAUGGUAGUGGAGUCCUGCGGCUGCAGGUGAUUGUGCUACGAAUACAGCUUUAUGUAAAUGAACGUUCAGUUGUCUGUAUACCUAAAGUCAAGAUGUGUAACUCAGCAUCACUGCCUUUUUGUAUUGUAUUGACUGUAUUGUUUAAAAUCAGAAAACUACUGGAAAACUUAGUACAUCAUUCAGUGAAUCACACAUUUGGACUGUGAUAUAGCAUUACAUGAAUAACAAUAGAGAUGAGGAACUAGUUCCAAAUUUUACUGGUCACUACAGUCACUGAAUUCACAACACACUGUUUUAUUAUUAUAUUAUAUGGAAAACUGUAUGGGCAAUUCCAAACCUCACAUCUAAACAUUUUUAAGCUGCAAUUUUUGGAUUUGUAUGUAAAUAAGUUUGUUCAAUUGUACAGGUUCUAAUUUAAAUUUCUUUUCAUUAAGUUAUUUUUCCAUUUAUACCUUUAAUAACUUUAUAUUUUAAGCUAUUUUAGUUA
This is a messenger RNA of Triplophysa dalaica, 1773 nucleotides long. RefSeq names its product growth differentiation factor 6b (gene gdf6b). Lineage: Eukaryota; Metazoa; Chordata; Actinopteri; Cypriniformes; Nemacheilidae. The coding region runs from base 69 to 1316 and encodes 415 amino acids. Gene Ontology annotation, biological process: BMP signaling pathway; SMAD protein signal transduction. The transcript has 2 exons. Gene Ontology annotation, molecular function: growth factor activity; cytokine activity. Gene Ontology annotation, cellular component: extracellular region. The record is from RefSeq and is a predicted model, not a curated record.